UUUGUCAGGAUUCUCUUGCAUGACAACAAGAGACCAGAAACAAAGAAUUAAAAUGGAAGUCCCACUUAUAAUAAAAUAUACAAAACCCAGAGAAUCCUUACUCUCAACUACCUACCAUACCAUUCCAUCUAUAAGGACUAAGCUUCCCAUUGAUUUUGCUUUCUCAUAUUGAAGUCAUCAGCUAGUUAUGGCUAGAGCAUCACAAGACUCUUCCUCCAAGUGGCACUUCCACUGGACCAAAAAGGUUGGAAACGAAGAUGAUGAAGUUCCAAUCUUUAAGUCCUCAAACACCAUUGAAGAAGAAAAAAAGGAAAAUGUUAAGAGCCAUGUAGGAAUGUCAACCCCAAAGAAAAAACUACCAGCAGUAGCAGUUGCUAGGCUCCGAUCCGUUGUUACAGCCCUUGGUAAGAACCGAUCAAGCCUCCCACUGGGGCUUGGAUCCCGAGUUGUAGGUACCCUUUUUGGAUAUCGCCGUGGUCAUGUCCAUUUUGCAUUUCAAAAGGAUCCCAAUUCACCUCCGGCUUUCCUUAUUGAACUUGCUACACCAAUAAGUGGAUUGGUUAGAGAGAUGGCAUCUGGGUUAGUCAGAAUUGCCUUGGAAUGUGACAAAGAGAAAGAAGAGGAAAAGAAAGCUGUGAGAUUGCAGGAAGAACCAAUGUGGAGGACUUAUUGCAAUGGUAAGAAAUGUGGUUUCGCUACUAGGAAGGAAUGUGGGCCUAAAGAAUGGAAGUUAUUGAAAGCUGUAGAGCCAAUUUCAAUGGGUGCAGGGGUUUUGCCAGGGUGUGCAACUGAGGCUGGAGCUGAUGGUGAACUCAUGUAUAUGAGAGCUAAAUUUGAGAGAAUUGUGGGCUCUAGAGAUUCUGAGGCUUUCUACAUGAUGAAUCCUGAUAGCAAUGGAGCUCCUGAGCUCAGUAUCUAUCUACUUCGAGUCUAAAGUCCAGUCAUUUAUAUUUCCUUUUUUUGUUUUUUCCUUAAGGUAAGCUAGUGAUACUUGUUUAGUUCUUGGGCAUGAAAAUGAAGGCCUAGCUCUCUCAAACUAUAUAUAUAUAUUUCCUUUUCUGUUUGUUCUUCUACUUCGGAGAAACUGGGGAGGUGGGCUUGACCUGUAUUUUGUUAGUUAUAGGUGGAGGGAGAAUACUUUAGAUUAGAACAUGAUGGAUAUGGAUAGGUGGGGGUCAUGAUGGUGUGUAUACAUAUAGUUUUUCUUUUAUCUUUUUAGCAAGUUACUAGAUUUGUUACAUGUAAACCACCGCCGGGUAUUUUUUUUUUCAAUGUAAAAAAAUUACUAGAUAAAAAAUUCAAAGACCGUUAUUGGUUUAA
Molecule: messenger RNA, 1320 nt
Organism: Populus trichocarpa (black cottonwood)
Lineage: Eukaryota; Viridiplantae; Streptophyta; Magnoliopsida; Malpighiales; Salicaceae
Product: protein MIZU-KUSSEI 1
Exons: 1
Coding region: 188-934 (248 amino acids)
Biological process (GO): hydrotropism
Source: RefSeq, a predicted model, not a curated record